GAGGAUGAAAACAAAUUACUUCAAACGUCUAUACUCCAGCACAGUAGUCUGAAGUCUUGGCCAAAGUCAUCUGAAGAGUCUGCGGCCUGUGAGGUCCGGGGCGGUCUCUUCUGUGUCAUGUGAGUUGAGUUGCUAACCUACUGAAGCUUCCUUCCUCUCUUCCCGGCUGGUGGGAGGAGAAGAAUCCUGUCAGUUUGCUCCAUAAUGGCGGACACGUGUGGCCAAGUACUUCUGGGGUCUGGAUUAACUGUCCUUUCCCAUCCCCUCAUGUACAUCAAAGUUCUAGUUCAGGUAAGAUAUAUAGAGAUUAAACAAACAUAACUGACAAAAAUGUUUUGAUCCAGCUAGCUUUACGUCGAGGCGAGGUCGGUUCUGUAACUGACAGGCUACUGUAGCUAGCUGCAACAACAGCCGUAACGACUAGCUGGCUAACUAGAACUAACGUUACAUUCCGGUGUUGAACUUUACAUACUCCACACAGCCGAUCGCUUCAAGCUGAUCUCAUGAAAAAAAUAUGGCCUAAACGGCAGUUAAUUUAUUGUUUCAAUCCGUGUGUUUCUAUAGCUAACUAGCUAGAAUUAGUACCUACGGGUUUGACGUCACGAAAAGGUCAAAGAGCUAAACUACGCUAGCUAGCGAACUAAGUGGGUUUCGACGGUUUGGUCGCAGAUAAAUAAUGACCUUGUGAUAAAAUGAUUUAUAUCUAGCGGUUUUGUGUAGAAGGGAUGCAGCUUUUUGUCAAAAUUGACUAAGUAGCAGGUUAUGAGAAUGAAAGUAAGGUUGAGAAAAGGUUUAAGGUUAGGGUUAGCUAACAGUAUCCCAUCUAGACAUUACCCUAUCUAGCCAGCUAUUAUGGUAACGAUUGCGACAUUCUCAAUACCAUGACAAUAACGACUGGCUAACGUAGCUAGCUAAGUCUCAUUCAAAACGUUCAGGACAGAAUGGGCGCCCUUUGGCCCACUCACCGAGUAACGCGAGUUAGGUAAGGUUAUAACACGACAGGGUAGUUCGCUGGAUCAUUAAUGCAUUAUGUGCGCAGUUAUCAUAAUUGUACUGUCAAAUUUCUGCAAAGAAAGUAAAAUCAAUUUUGCAUAUUGUUAAUUUAGCUAGCCCUAGCUAUAACUAACACAUAUACUGACAUUCACUGCAAUGUAUUAUGUCAUUACUCCUUUUCAGGUUGGACAUGAACCUCUCCCUCCCUCCCUUGGAAGAAACGUGUUUGGUAGACAAGUGUACCAGCUGCCAGGACUGUUUGCCUAUGGUGAGACCUGAAUUUCUGUAGCUCAGCUGGUAGAGCACGGCGCUUGUAACGCCAAGGUAGUGGGUUCGAUCCCCGGGACCACCCAUACACAAAAAUGUAUGCACGCAUGACUGUAAGUCGCUUUGGAUAAAAGCGUCUGCUAAAUGACAUAUUAUUAUUAGCAUCGGGCCGGUUGCACCAGUUAGUUGUAAGUGGGUCGUAACUCUACGUCCAACGUGAAAUGUGCUUAACGCCAGACCUGAAAAUGAUACCUGUUACACCACCUGGGCGUAAAGGGCGUAAGCCCUUCUAUGAGUUAUGCCUGACCCUAGAUUCUACGCCUAGUAGGGAGCAUGCGUGGGGUGUUAAAUUGGGACUAUCUUUCAUGAUAUGUACAGAAAAUAAUAGCAAUUUAUAUUUUCAAAAGGAUGUGAGUCUCAUGUUCAUAUUUCACAACCGCUUUUCGAGUUGCCUAUGCGCGAGUCAAUAGCAAAAUAAAACCAAAGACAUUUGUUAAGUUGGGUCAAUUCAAAUCUGGUAUUAGGAACAAAAGAGGUCAAUACACGUCUUCUAAAAUAGACUAGUAUUUUAAUUAAUGCAAACCACUUCAAUGGUAAAUAUGAUGUUCGUAUAUACGGGUCCACUGAAAUACCACGCAGGGCACUCAGAGAACUGAUCCAUUGUUCUAAGUUCUUCUUCAAAUACUCUGACAGAGAUAGUUCCCGCUCCCUGCUGGCCAAUCAGAGUAGAGACUGAGCGUGGUUUAGACUUACUCAGCCAAUCGUUGGCGCACAGGCUGGUCCCAGCUCCUUGGCGCUUUACCGUUGCACACUGUUGCCAGGCAUACGUUGUUAUCAUCACAACUUGUAGAGUCAGCACCCAUAGACACUGUUCCCCUGUACUCCUUGUACCUACGUCCUUGGACGGUUCAAAGAUCACAAAGAGGCAGUGUUCGUGUAUGUACAGUACAGUACAAACCCAUUAUGUUUAAUCAUUAAUGCAUUCCUUCUAAGCUAGGCAUCACAUCCAGUUAUGAGAAAAUAGAGCCCCACACAGUACAGUAUGAAUAUAGGCUAAAAUAGGGCUGGGUGAUAUGUCCAAAAUAUAAUAUCAGAGUAUUUAAAAACAAAAAAAUGACGGUAUUUGGCGGUAUUUUAUGUUUUUUGAAUAAUACAAGUUCAAAAUGUGCUUUAUGAGUAGUGUGUGACCCGACCCUAUGUUGGCAACACAUACAUUCUAAGUGAUUUCAAUGGGUCUUUCUCUAUUCUGAUGGUUUUAUACUGUUCAACUCAACUUCAACCCAAAAUAAUUUUCAUCAAUUUUUGCAGUUCCUGCACUCAUUUGAGAUCACUUUCACACUGCCACGUAGGGCUGCACGAUAUGUGCAAACAAUCUAGGCCAUAUUUUUAACCAAAUGUUACAAUUGCGAUUUGACUUGUGAUUUAGAGCAAAGCACUUGGGUGAACUGUUGGAAUCAUGGAAAUAGAACGAUUAUUCAAAUUCUAUAGUUAGAAUAUAAUAGUGGGAGGUUUGAAUACAGUGUUUGAUAUGACAACAAAUGAAAAUGCCAGUGAGGAGUUAUUGUGACAGGGUAGGAACCAAAGUGUUGACAAGUGUUUCCUAGGGGACCCUAUAAUAUUUGGCUACAUUGAAUGUUUUCUCUUAACUACUUAAUUUAGCUAACAUAUUGUUGCUUCGCGUUUUCCUAAUUGAUUUAGAAGAUACUGUUGCACAAAAAACAUGCAGAUUUAGGUCUACACCCCCAUAUUGUUAGGCUGUAUAGCUAGUUAGGUUUGCUCUGACUCAGUACAUUUAUUAGCUAGCUAGCGAUUAGCAUUAGCGGCUAACAAGAUUUAGGCCCAAUUUACAAAGAAAAGACAAACUAGCAGUUUGCAGAUGUAAGAAACACAAACUAAAAGUGUAAUUAUAGAACGCUAGUGGAUUUAUAUUAAGAACAACAUUGUUUCAUGUGCUGCAUUAACCAUGCAGAGACAGAAUGCAAUUGUCUUGCGGUAGAGGAACAACAAAUGCGAUCCUUGAUUGAGGGGGGGGGGGGGCUAGGUCUGUGUGGAAAGCGGCAUUUAGAGAGAGCGCAGAGAGAUGACUCAAGUAGCGAAGUAAACUAUAAAAAUUACACACAGCAUAUCACAUUUUAACAAACCAAACAUACAAAUACCAUUAUAAAAGGUAAAGUAAAAACCCAAACCGGUCCAUGCGUCAAUACCGGUAUAUCGUAAAAUAUGGUAUACCGCCCAGCCCUAGGUUAAAACUGCUUCUCCAAUAGAAAUCCUUAAUCACACUUGUCGGCGAUGUUGGCUAGCUAAGCUCAUGCAUAGAAAGACUUCAUCAGGUCUAACGAUUGUCUCGCGCCGAACUGCGCAUGUGUAAGCCGUCAAAACAAAGGCACCCCUUCCAUAUAAAGUUGUUUUUGACAAAUGAUAACGUGUCAGUUUGUCACUUUCACAAGGGGUUUGGAGUAAUAACAUGUUCAACUACUUAAGACAUUUUCUCGAAUCUAGGUUGUCUUUAUAUUUUGAGAAAAUGAACAACUAAGGAAUAAUUUUUCACUUCUCUCUGACUUCUCAAACCCCAAAUCCUGGCCUGGUCUGUUUCGCAAACGUUCCCAGAAGUCUCGUGAUGUUGAGCCUCUGGGUUUAGAAACUGUGAUAAUACACUUGAUUUAUGCUACAUUAUAGCAUGCUAAAUGUGUCUGAGCAUACAUUAGCAAACUAAUAGAUGAGCUGCUACCGCCAUUUGCCAGCCAGAGAUCAAAUAACAAAUUAUACAUACUGAGAUUCAGUUAAAUGAUAAUCAAUCAAUGUGAUUUUGUUUCAGACAAGUCCAGGGCUUUUAGUUGGGAUAUAGCCUAGGCUACUACGCAAGUGAAGAGCAAAUUAAUGGCAUUAGUCAACUUUAUUCCAGUAUUUUCAUUAUUCAGUGAUAUUCAUUUCUGAGGUAUUUAUUGAUUGAUCCAUCCAGUUGUGGUUAAGAAAAUGUGCAUGCAUACUGGUGGGCUUUGCGACGUUUAGAACUUCCAUGACAAUGGUAAUAGCCUAGUAAAGGGCGCUGCCUAGCAACCAUCAUUAUGAAGUAUCAAAUCUCAUGAACGUGCAUUGCUUACGCCUGGCUUAGCUACGACUAGUGUUAUUUUUGGUUGGUGCAGCAGGUGUAAAUUCUGAUCCCAAAGUCAGAUGUAACUACGCCGACCUAGCAUUUAUGACCAAUUUUUAUGUCUGACUGGUGCAAUCAGCCACUGUUCCUUAAUGGUACUAGUGAUUAGUGGUGCGCCGGUCAGCUGUUUGUUCACCCGCACCCGCCUGCAAUUGCUAAUAGCCCAACCAAACCAACUAUAUGUGAUAAAAUGAAAAUCUGAGGCCCUAAAAGGCGCUGCAUGGUCAAUCUGAUGUCUGCAUCGGAGAGACUGCCUCUGCAGAAGUCAGGGCAUUCAUACACUAUACAAAAGUAUGUGGACACCCCUUCAAAUUAGUGGAUUCAACUAUUUUAGCCACACCCAUUGCUGACAGGUGUAUAAAAUUGAGCACACCGCCAUGCAAUCUCCAUAGACAAACAUUGGCAGUCGAAUGGUAUUACUGAAGAUUUCAGUGACUUUCAGCGUGGCACCGUCAUAGGAUGCCACCUUUCCAACAAGUCAGUUCGUUAAGUUUCUGCUCUGCAAGAGCUGCCCCGGUCAACUGUAAGUGCUGUUAUUGUGAAGUGGAAACGUCUAGUGGUAGGCCACACAAGCUCACAGAACGGGACCGCCAAGUGCUGAAGAGCAUAAAAAUAAUUUGUCCUCGGUUGCAACACUCACUACCGAGUUCCAAACUGCCUCUGGAAGCAACGUCAACACAAGAACUGUUAGUCGGGAGCUUCAUGAAAUGGGUUUCCAUGGCAGAUCUACCGCACACAAGCCUAAGAUCACCAUGCGCAAUGCCAAGCGUCGGCUGGAGUGGUGUAAAGCUUGCCGCCAUUGGACUCUGGAGCAGUGGAAACGCCUUCUCUAGAGUGAUGAAUCACGCUUCACCAUAUGGCAGUCCGGCUGAUAAAUCUGGGUUUGGCGGAUGCCAGGAGAACGCUACCUGCCCCAAUGCAGUGCCAACUGUAAAGUUUGGUGGAGCAGGAAUAAUGGUCUGGGGCUGUUGUUCAUGUUAGUUCCAGUGAAGGGAAAUCUUAAAGCUACGGCAUACAAUGACAUUCUAGGCGAUUCGGUGCUUCCAACUUUGUGGCAUCAGUUUUGGGAAGGCCCUUUCCUGUUUCAGCAUGACAAUGCCCCCUGCACAAAGCGAGGUCCAUAUAGAACUGGUUUGUUGAGAUCAGUGUGGAAGAACUUGACUGGCCUGCACAGAGCUCUGACCUCAACCCCAUUGAACACCUUUGGGAUGAAUUGGAACGCCGACUGCGAGCCAGGCCUAAUCGCCCCACAUCAGUGCCCGCCUCACUAAUGCUCUUGUGGCUGAAUGGAUGCAAGUACCUGCAGCAAUGUUCCAACAUCUAGUGGAAAGCCUUCCCAGAAGAGUGGAGGCUGUUAUAGCAGCAAAGUGGGGACCAACUCCAUAUUAAUGCACAUGACUUUGGAAUGAGAUGUUCGACUGGCAGGUGUCCACAUAUUUUUGGUAAUGUAGUGUACUUGCGCUUCGCGGAGCAGCACAGAGCUGUUGUGAAGGAAGUUGUCAAGGAAGUGAGUUUGUGUUUAUACAGGACCUCCCGCCCCCACCUACCGUCAACCAAUCAUUUCAAUGUGGAGCAAUACGGAGCCCUCCGCCUUGUUACAAAAUUUGGGAGGCGCACGGCAAUGUGGCACGGAGCUCAAUUUAGCCUCUGCAUGCCUCCGGAGGCUCUGCAAUUGCACAUUUUCGGAUCAAGCAUAAUAUAGAAAAUACGCUGUAGACUACAGUCUGAGAUGGCAAACAAUUUUUUGACAGGGGAUGCAGGAUCUUUUUUUUGAUUUUAAGAUAUGUUGGUGCUUAUAAUUUCCGACAUUUUGGUAGGCUAUUAGUUAGUCAACUUGUCUAUAAUUAGAUACAUGCAGCUUAUCUUCUGUCAUUGAGUCUCCUGAGUGGCGCAGAGGUCUAAGGCGCUGCAUCGCAGUGCUAACUGUGCCACUAGAGAUCCUGGUUCGAAUCCAGGCUCUGUCGCAGCCGGCCGCGACCGGGAGACUCAUGGGCGGCGCACAAUUGGCCCAGCGUCGUCCAGGGUAGGGGAGGGAAUGGACGGCAGGGAUGUAGCUCAGUUGGUAGAGCAUGGCGUUUGCAACGCCAGGGUUGUGGGUUCGAUUCCCACGGGGGGCUAGUAAAAAAAAAAAAAAAAAAAAAAAAAUGUAUUGACUAACUGUAAGUCGCUCUGGAUAAGAGCGUCUGCUAAAUGACUAAAAUGUAAAUGUAAUUAUGUUGUCCUAGAAGACUAAAUAAGCCCUUGCUCACCAGAAUGACAUAAAUCGAUAGAAUGAAUGCUUCAAUUUUGUUGACAUUGGUAAAGUUUUCUGUCAUCUCUGCUUCUUUUGUGGAGCAAAGACGUUUAGGGACUGGGAAGAAAUUGCAAUAAAUAAAAUAAAAACUGGAAAGAUUUUGCUAAAUUUCCAAAUGACAUUAGUUUGACCGGUUGUAAGGAAAUAGAAAGCUGUGAAAAUGACCCAACAUGUUUCUAAUAAGAUUUCAGUUUGGCUUGAAUGCAUAUUUUAUGUGGUUGAAAUACUAUCAGCUGUUAUGAUGCUGAUAAAGAUAGCAUCUCUACAGACGGCAUCUAAAUGCGCAUUCGCAUGCUCUCAAGAUGCUGAAAGAAAGAAAUCAUAUUUCUCCACUCCUGUUCCCGAGUCAAAAUGUAUCCUACAUUUGGUUUAUCAUUUUACUGCAAGAAAUGCUUAAUUCUGUAGGAGUUAAUAUUACAGCAAUGUGAGAGGUUAUACAGUGGGGGAAAAAAGUAUUUAGUCAGCCACCAAUUGUGCAAGUUCUCCCACUUAAAAAGAUGAGAGGCCUGUAAUUUUCAUCAUAGGUACACGUCAACUAUGACAGACAAAUUGAGAAAAGAAAAUCCAGAAAAUCACAUUGUAGGAUUUGUAAUGAAUUUAUUUGCAAAUUAUGGUGUAAAAUAAGUAUUUGGUCACCUACAAACAAGCAAGAGUUCUGGCUCUCACAGACCUGUAACUUCUUCUUUAAGAGGCUCCUCUGUCCUCCACUCGUUACCUGUUUUAAUGGCACCUGUUUGAACUUGUUAUCAGUAUAAAAGACACCUCUCCACAACCUCAAACAGUCACACUCCAAACUCCACUAUGGCCAAGACCAAAGAGCUGUCAAAGGACACCAGAAACAAAAUUGUAGACCUGCACCAGGCUGGGAAGACUGAAUCUGCAAUAGGUAAGCAGCUUGGUUUGAAGAAAUCAACUGUGGGAGCAAUUAUUAGGAAAUGGAAGACAUACAAGACCACUGAUAAUCUCCCUCGAUCUGGGGCUCCACGCAAGAUCUCACCCCGUGGGGUCAAAAUGAACACAAGAACGGUGAGCAAAAAUCCCAGAACCACACGGGGGGACCUAGUGAAUGUGAAUGACCUGCAGAGUGAAUGACCUGCAGAGAGCUGGGACCAAAGUAACAAAGCCUACCAUCAGUAACACCCUACGCCGCCAGGGACUCAAAUCCUGCAGUGCCAGAUGUGUCCCUCUGCUUAAGCCAGUACAUGUCCAGGCCCGCCUGAAGUUUGCUAGAGUGCAUUUGGAUGAUCCAGAAGAGGAUUGGGAGAAUGUCAUAUGGUCAGAUGAAACCAAAAUAGAUCUCAACCCCAUAGCAUAAAUUAUAAUUUAGCCUAUAGAUAUAAAUUGCACAAGAAUGAUACAUUUGUGUUUUUUUCAAGGUAUUGUUUUCUCUUUAUUUAACCUGCCCUUCAUCCACACAAUAUUUCAUGACCCUAAACCAGCCCGCCCCGUGGAUAUAACCACCCCGUGGGUGAUGAGUCAACCUGCACAUUACUACUAGUGAUGGAUUUAAACUAGACGUAUCGUUUUAUUUUUUUUGUCAUUUUAGCAGACGCUCUUAUCCAGAGCGACUUAAAGUUAGUGAGUGCAUACAUUUUCAUACUGGCCCCCCGUGGGAAACGAACCCACAACCCAGGCGUUGCAAGCGCCAUGCUCUACCAACUGAGCUACAGGGGAUCUUGAUGUUAAACACCAGCUAGUAGGCUACCGGUAAAAAGACUGGCCUGUCCAUACCAUACAGUCUUACUAAUGAACAUGUUGAUUUUGUUUGCUGUAUUUUCCAUGUGUUUGUUCUUUGAUCCUCUCAUUUCUGUCUUUUAGCAAAGCACAUCAUAAAGAUUGACGGCAAGGCAGGUCUCUUUAAUGGCCUAGCCCCCAGGCUCUGUGCAGGGACCAUCGGCACCCUUGUACACAGCAGAGUCUUGCAGGUGGGUCUAACUAACAAGCUGGCUUUAUCUAACUUACUAAAUACAUGUUAGCUGAUAUUUUCAGACCUCAGCAGUAGUCUAGCCUCAAUCCUAAAAGAAUGGGAAAUGUGAUCACAUUCUGUAUGGAAAGUCAUGCUUGUCAGAGAAUAAGCUACAUACUGGCUUGGGCAUUGACUCUGUGACUUGAACUGGAUUGGCCUUUCACUUUCUUAGGAUGGUGAGUGUGACAAAUCCUAUUUGUUUCUAAAUUCAUAAACUGACAUAAAUGCUCUGGAUGGCAAUGUGUCAACACACCAUUAUGAAAAUGGAUCUCCGUUGAACUAAUCACUGUUGUCUUUUACAGAGAUGCCAGGAUGCAGGCAAAUAUGAGGUAAAUAUUUUGGCCUGGUUAUGGGUUAAUGUAUAAUUGACUCUUAUUUAUUUUAUUAAAUUAAAGGUAACUAUCUUUUAAAUGCAGGCUGUGGUUAUUGAUGGUCAUUUUUCAAUCCUUUUUAGGUCUCUGGAACCAGUCAGAAAGCUGAAGAGGGAUCCUUACAGCAUGUUGUGAAUGAGGUAUGAAUGAAUUUGUCCAGUAAAGCAGAUGGUUUGACAGAUGUAUGUUUUUUUUCAUAUUAUUGCCUUUGGAACAAAGUUGACACAACCAAGAUCAACUGAAAUAUUCAGAUUUGUUUCACAGUUCUGUUAGACGUGGUUUGAACAGACCUUCAUCUAUAAAUGUAGUUGUGCUUUCUUUAUUGCCGUGGACAUCAUCUGAGCAUGUCUAUUGCUUGGCUGUGUUUUUUCACCGUAAGCAAGUAAGUUAAUAUCUGGGGUGGAGAUGGUCCUUGGUGUAAGGGGAAUUAUCCCCAGCUAAAGCUGUCCAAACUGGAUUCAUGUUUCCUCCCAAAUUCUGCAUCACCAUUCUUUCUGUUUUUCUUUUACCACAGACAACCAAAGAGAUGAUAGCCCGCUCCUGUGCCACGAUCGUCACGCACCCCUUCCAUGGUAAGUGUACUGUUUGUGUCUAGCACCUUUUUGUCAUGUCAUCCUUUGCCCUAAAUGUGUGUUCUUGUAGGAUAAUGACUACUGCAUGGAUACUGGGUUCUUAGUUAUUGGAUGGUUAUUUUCUGUUUGUUCCAAAGUGAUCACCUUGAGAUGCAUGGUCCAGUUUAUUGGUAGAGAAACCAAGUACAGGUGAGUUUCUCUUAACCUAAGUUCAAUAUGGGUUUAUACAAUUUAUAGCCAUAUAAUACUGAAUAUUACAAAUGUUUCUUGUUUUCUUGCAGUGGAGUGUUUGAUUCAAUCGUCACUGUCUACAAGAAUGAAGGAGUUCUGGGAUUCUUUGCGUAAGUAUGAUCUGCCUUUGGCUACAUGACCAAUGUUUCAUCAAGGGCAUCCUUUAAUCUUGACCAGCUAAAUUACUAGAAUACAUUUGACCUCAGUAAAUUCAGUCAAUCGUUUUGAAGUUGUUAUUUUUAAAGUAGGUUUAUGCUUGCUCCUGAAUCUUGCAAAUAUAUUGUUAUUUUCUGGAUGCUGUUUCCUCUGGAUGUCUGUACCAUGACCUCUUUUUCCCUGACAUCUUAACCUAACCGACUAAUAGUUGUGCUGUCAUGCAGGGGCCUUAUUCCUCGUCUGCUGGGUGACGUGCUGUCUCUGUGGAUCUGCAACAUGCUUGCCCACCUCAUCAACACAUACGCCAUUGAUGACUCCGUAAGUCAGAUGGAUUUGGGAUUUUGACACUUGUUUAAAGGUCCAGUGCAGCCGUCUUUAUCUCCAUAUCAAAUCAUUUCUGGGUAACAAUUAAGUACCUUAAUGUGAUUUGUUUUCAAUUAUAAUGGUAAAAAAUUAACAAAAAUAGCUUCUUAGCAAAGAGCCUUUUCUCAAGCAACAGUUUUGCUAGGACUGUCUGGGUGUGGUUUGAGUGGGGAGGGGGAAACUGAAACUAUCUGUAAUUGGCAGAGAGGUUUGGAACUCCUUAUUGGUCUGACUAAUUUACCACCUGGUGAUGUCACCAGGCAGGCCAAAACUCCAUCCCACCAAAAGAGGCUGAACAUUCAGGCGGCCUUUUCAAACUGCUCUUCUACUAAAAGGGCAUCAUCAUUUUCACAGUAUUAUUCCAACCUCAUAGUGUGGUAUUCUAUGUAUAUUUUUUUAAACAAGGAAAAUCACGUUUUUGACUGCACUGGGCCUUUAAAGUAGAUGUGGACCUCACAUCAAAAAAAGACCCUGUACUGAAGUACAUUGUAUGUCAGUGUAGAAUGAAUGGGUAAGUGAAUUAUGACAUAAUUUUAUUUUUAAUCCUUUCCUCACAGAUGAGUCACACAGGAGAAAUAAAGAACUGCUCUCAGGCUGUGACCGGGGUAAGUGUAAAACAUUUGUUUAAAUCUAUAGUUUGUCAAUGUAAGGUCAUAACACAGGCAACUAUUAUUACCAUACAGGUAAUAAACAGUCGAUGUCAUUUUUAUUGGGGUCCAGUGUGGCUCAGUUGGUAGAGCAUGGCGCUUGCAACGUCAGGGUUGUGGGUUCAAUUCCCACGGGGGACUAGUACAUAAUAAAAUAAAUGUAUGCACUCACUACUGUAAGUUGCUCUUUAUAAGAACGUCUGCUAAAUGACUAAAAUGUCAAUGUAUCGCUUUGGUUGCUCAUGUUCUGUCAAUUUGUUGGACUGUUUUAGUUCUGUAAUUUAUAUCUCCCUCGUGUUCCAGUUCUUCGCCAGUAUGCUCACAUACCCCUUUGUUUUGGUGUCAAACCUCAUGGCUGUGAAUGACUGCGGGUAAGUUUCUGCAUUUUGAUGUUUUUUUAAUCUUUUGCUUUUAGUUUAUUUACAAAAUGUAGAAAGCUUUGAAAGCUGUCAAGUUGCAAUGCGUGGGUUGGGAUCAGCGGUUUUCAUGACAUUUGAGGAAGCCUUUAUUUCCUAAUUGUUUUGCCUGAAAUAAGUAGUUAUGUGCAGUACAUUUUAUCUUAACCUGCCUUAAGCAAAACAUUACUGGUUUAAAGGCCCAGUGUUUUAUAUGUUUUUCCACAUUGAGGUUGAAAAUUAUAAUGCCCUUUUAGUGUAACAGGUGUUUGAAAAGAACACCUGAAAUUUCAACCUGUUUUGGUGGGAUUGAGUUUUGGCCUGCCUGGCGAUAUCACCAGGUGGUGUAAAUUUAAUAGACCAAUAACACAAAGCGUUUCAAAUAGGUCUGGGCGAUAUAUCGAAUUAAUUAGAAUUAGUUUUUCCAAGAUAUUCCAAAUACCUGCCUGUAUCGCAAGAAUCAAGUUUAUUUGUUGUUUUUAACAGCGUUUAUGUCCGCUUGUUCUCAUCUUGUUGUUUUGGUCUCGUCUCCUUCGAUCCUUCUGUGCUUUGUACACCUUCCCAUUUACACCAGAGAUGCGUAUAUAAUGAUGAGAUGCUCAUGUCUCCGCACCAACAAUGGGAGUCAUUGUCCCACAUGCACGAAGGCAGGUGACAAGCUAAGGUCCAAAAUAAACCCAUAGAAACGCAUUGAGAUUAUUUUUGACAGAUUUUGGCGAGAGUGAAACCUCUCGCUUUGCAACGUCCUCUCUGUUUACACACACACCAAGCCCCUCCCCCUGCCACUCACAACAACAAAGAUGAGAGAUCACUUCUUCCUCUCUGACAAGCGGAUUCAACUCGCUAUUUGCAUUUGAGGUUUGGUCCGACAAAAUCGGUCAUAUGGACACCGAAACAUUAUUUUACUUUAAUAGAGAAGUUAACCUUUUGAACGAUACCCUUUUUAUGUCUCCACUCCUCAAAUUGCGCCCAGAGCAGACUACUAAAAUGGGAAUAUCAAUGAACAUUGAUUCUGGAAAACGUAUGAUCGCGCAGCAUUGCAGUACCGCUAGCAGCAUUUUAGCCAAAGACUGUUAUACUAUCUGUCUAGUCUGUUUUGUGAAUGUGCAGUAAGCAUAAGGUAGCUCACUUGAUUUCAACAUCUGAUCAAAGUGUACAGGCUAGCAUGCUGUUCAAACAGUUGAAGGACAGUAGUAUGUUCACAUCAAUUCAACUGUUCUGCCUUGUUAGCUAGCAAAUAGAUCCAAAUUGGCUAAACUUGAAAUAUGAAGAUUAGCUGGCUACUCACUAGCACGUGGAUUUGAGAGAUUAAGAGACCUGUGUUAAUUUUCUAGAAUGUAUAAUUUCACAAGCCCUGAAUUAAUUAAUUAUUGCUUACUGUUUGAAAUGGUGUAUUUGACCUUUAAUUGUACAACAAAGCUUAUUUUGAUAACUUAUUUAUUUUUAUAAAUUGUUUAACAGCCAUAAGUGUGUAUGUAUGUAUGUAUGUAUGUAUGUAUGUAUGUGUGUAUAUACACUGCUCAAAAAAAUAAAGGGAACACUAAAAUAACACAUCCUAGAUCUGAAUGAAUGAAAUAAUCUUAUUAAAUACUUUUUUUCUUUACAUAGUUGAAUGUGCUGACAACAAAAUCACACACAUUAUCAAUGGAAAUCAAAUUAAUCAACCCAUGGAGGUCUGGAUUUGGAGUCACCCUCAAAAUUAAAGUGGAAAACCACACUACAGGCUGAUCCAACUUUGAUGUAAUGUCCUUAAAACAAGUCAAAGUGAGGCUCAGUAGUGUGUGUGGCCUCCACGUGCCUGUAUGACCUCCCUACAAUGCCUGGGCAUGCUCCUGAUGAGGUGGUGGAUGGUCUCCUGAGGGAUCUCCUCCCAGACCUGGACUAAAGCAUCCGCCAACUCCUGGACAGUCUGUGGUGCAACAUGGCGUUGGUGGAUGCAGCGAGACAUGAUGUCCCAGAUGAGCUCAAUUGGAUUCAGGUCUGGGGAACGGGCGGGCCAGUCCAUAGCAUCAAUGCCUUCCUCUUGCAGGAACUGCUGACACACUCCAGCCACAUGAGGUCUAGCAUUGUCUUGCAUUAGGAGGAACCCAGGGCCAACCGCACCAGCAUAUGGUCUCACAAGGGGUCUGAGGAUCUCAUCUCGGUACCUAAUGGCAGUCAGGCUACCUCUGGCGAGCACAUGGAGGGCUGUGCGGCCCCCCAAAGAAAUGCCACCCCACACCAUGACUGACCCACUGCCAAACCGGUCAUGCUGGAGGAUGUUGCAGGCAGCAGAACGUUCUCCACGGCGUCUCCAGACUCUGUCACGUCUGUCACGUGCUCAGUGUGAACCUGCUUUCAUCUGUGAAGAGCACAGGGCGCCAGUGGCGAAUUUGCCAAUCUUGGUGUUCUCUGGCAAAUGCCAAACGUCCUGCACGGUGUUGGGCUGUAAGCACAACCCCCACCUGUGGACGUCGGGCCCUCAUACCACCCUCAUGGAGUCUGUUUCUGACCGUUUGAGCAGACACAUGCACAUUUGUGGCCUGCUGGAGGUCAUUUUGCAGGGCUCUGGCAGUGCUCCUUCUGCUCCUUGCACAAAGGCGGAGGUAGCAGUCCUGCUGCUGGGUUGUUGCCCUCCUACGGCCUCCUCCACGUCUCCUGAUGUACUGGUCUGUCUCCUGGUAGCGCCUCCAUGCUCUGGACACUACGCUGACAGACACAGCAAACCUUCUUGCCACAGCUCGCAUUGAUGUGCCAUCCUGGGUGAGCUGCACUACCUGAGCCACUUGUGUGGGUUGUAGACUCCGUCUCAUGCUACCACUAGAGUGAAAGCACCGCCAGCAUUCAAAAGUGACCAAAACAUCAGCCAGGAAGCAUAGGAACUGAGAAGUGGUCUGUGGUCACCACCUGCAAAACGCCUAUAAUUUCCACCUGUUGUCUAUCCCAUUUGCACAACAGCAUGUGAAAUGUAUUGUCAAUCAGUGUUGCUUCCUAAGUGGACAGUUUGAUUUCACAGAAGUGUGAUUGACUUGGAGUUACAUUGUGUUGUUUAAGUGUUCCCUUUAUUCUUUUGAGCAGUAUAUAUAUAUAUAUAUAUAUAUAUAAAAACAUUUUUUUUUUAAAUAGGAAUGAUUUUUAGGCCAUAUCGCUCAUCCCUAGUUUCAAACCUCUCUGCCAAUGACGUCUAGUUUUCAGGUUACAUAUCCCUCGUCCAAAUUGGUCCCUCACUCUGACCACUGACAGCAAUGGCAAAAUUCUUGCUUGAGACCAUUGACCAUUUUAAUUAAAAACAAUCACAGUAAGAUACUUGUUACUCAGAAAUUAUUUGAUAGAAUAAAUGGCUGCAUUGGACCUUUUAAAGUUUCCCUGUAGUGAGUGGUUUAUGUCUAAGGCUGGCUUUCCACCUAAGCACUCCUGUCUUUUACAGGCUGGCUGGCGGCCUCCCUCCCUAUGCUUCAAUAUAUCCAACCUGGGUGGACUGCUGGAGGCACCUGAGCCUAGAGGUAGAUGGCUGCUUUCAAAACGUUAAUGCUACACAAAAACACAGGUGUAACAGACACAGCUUGCCACCAGGAUAAGAUCCUUGGUUAUUCACAUUGGUUAACAAGUGUUUCAACAUUUUCUAAAUUGGUGAAAUAUUAUGGAUAAUGAAUGUGCCAUUUAAGAUGUUCCUGUUUUGUCUUUGUAUUCCAUCUCUAUUUAUAGGGAAACAUGAGCAGAGGCAACAGUUUAUUUUUCCGGAAGCUGCCUGUGGGGAAGACUUAUGCAAUCGACCAGAAGAGAUUUUUUUAAGUCGAACUACCUGCAUAGAAUCACAUUGUAAUAAAUUGACAUUGCCUGAAUGGGGGUAGAUCGCUGGCAUCUAAUCCUUUGUAUGCACUUGUUUACGAUGAUACUUUUUUUUUUUUAACAACCUGUCUGCCAUCAAGUAAAGAUAAAACUGCAUUGUUUUACAGCAAUGUGCUGCUUUAUUUUAAUAUAAAACUCUUCUGCAGGAUAAUUAAAAUGGAGCCGUUUCACCUAAAUCCAGGAACAAACAAGAUUGCAAUAGUGCCCAUUUCACCUCUUUCUGUGAUGGCAGACUGAAUCAUGUCACCUAUUGCCAAUAUAUACAAACUUUCAGAAUACCCUGUAUAUCUGGCUGGCAUUGUGUAGAGUGGAGGCUCUCCCCGUGAUCUCCUUGUUGAUACGAGUUUAAGAUGGCAGUUUUCAGCGAAAAUCUGCAUGUAAUGUUUAAUUCAGAAGUUAUUGGGACCCUGUGUCAAUGUGUUGUAUUGAUGUGUAUGAUCAUUCUACAACUUCAAAGGGUCCAUGUGAUAAGAAAUUGAUAUGUGCUGUUAAGGUAAAAUGGGGCCACACUGAGCUAUGGAAAGUAGUUUGAGUUGACAAAUGUCUAUCGCCUUGUCGACGCAGUCAGGUGCUUGUAUUAACUCAUUUUGACUGAUCCCAAUAAAGAUGCUUUUGACUUCUUGCUUUCUCUUAUAGCAUUGGGUUUUAUAAGCAUUUUAGUUUGCGGAUGUGUGUAGCUGUCCCCUAAAACCUUGAUUCAAAACGAGUCAUUUCAGUCAAGUUACACCCUGAUCUGAAAAUGAAUCUUUGCUACACAAACCGAAUAGAAUGACAAUAGGCGA
This is a messenger RNA of Coregonus sp. 'balchen', 16015 nucleotides long. NCBI's taxonomy places the organism in Eukaryota, Metazoa, Chordata, Actinopteri, Salmoniformes, Salmonidae. The record is from the annotation of a GenBank genome assembly.